GCGGUGACGUCAUACACCCAACACACAGACGGUUCCAGAACUACUAAGGACUUGAUCGCUGCUAGCGACUCGAAUGACUGGAGUUCACCUCGACCCCACCCGGGCGCCGGUGGCCUUCGGGCGGCUGGCGAUACCGGAGCUCUUCGCCCAGCUGGAGGAGGCCGACACCGACACGAAGCUUCGGGCUCUGUUGUCCCUGUGCGACGUGACCCACGACCCGGAGCGCCUCUACCAGGUCGUCAGCGAAGGCUUUUUGGGACAGUUGGAGGUUUUGAUGAAGGAUGACGAGCCGGCGGUCCGAACCGGAACCUGCGAGCUCCUCCACCUCCUGACCAGCCACAACAUCGGCAGACACGCCCUCCUGUCGUCCACGCCCCUCCUCUCCCGUCUGUCCCUGCUGCUGGAUGACGCCUCGGCGCCAUGCAGGACUCGAGCCCACCGCGUCGUCAACAGCCUGGCGCUGCUGCCUGCAGGCGCCGACACCUUGCAGCCGCUGCUGGCGAAGCUGAUGGUGAAGCUGGAGGAGGAGGAGGAGGAAGAGGAGGUGCAGGCGCUGCUGCUAUCCACGCUCAACUGCUGCUCCCGUCAGGACGCCCUGGCCGCACUCGCCCACCGCGGCGUCACGCUCAUCGCCCGCAAACUCCCCCACGCCUGCUCCGACAUCCGGCGGGAGGCGGCGGGGGCCAUGAUGGCGCUCAGCGUCCCGGUGGAGGGCAAGCGCCAGGUGUGCGAGGCCGCCGUCCUUCCCGUCCUGGCGGCUCUCCUGCGGGACCAAGACGUGGACGUGCAGGCCAACGCGGCGGGCGCCAUCAUGAACACGGUGGUCAUCACCACAGGUAAGCACGUUGCCGGCCUCCGCGUGCCCGCCUUCGCCGCCAACCGUGUGGUCCCGCAGGCAAGCAUCAGUGUCUGGACCUGGACGUCCUCCCCGUCCUGCUGGACCUGGUCUCUGAGCGCAGGGAGGACAAGGAGGAGGAGAAGAGGAGGAAGGCCCUGGUGCUCUACUCCCUCAGAGCUCUCACCUCGCUGGCCGAGGCUCCCGAAGGCCGCCGCCGCCUGCUGGAGCAGCUCCCCAUCCUGGUGGGGCGGAGCCAGGCCCCCGAGGACGACCCUGACAUCUCCAAAGCUGCUCGCACCGCCGUCAGUGUCGUCACCUGGACGCCCUGAGAAUAAAAACCAUGAUGUCAUGCCAGGGGCUCGUACUUUCACCGCCGCUAAUGCUAGCUCCUCACCAAGCUAG
This is a messenger RNA of Doryrhamphus excisus (bluestripe pipefish), 1240 nucleotides long. The record is from RefSeq and is a predicted model, not a curated record. Lineage: Eukaryota; Metazoa; Chordata; Actinopteri; Syngnathiformes; Syngnathidae.